Soboliphyme baturini is the source of this 740-nucleotide messenger RNA. Lineage: Eukaryota; Metazoa; Nematoda; Enoplea; Dioctophymatida; Soboliphymatidae. The record is from the annotation of a GenBank genome assembly.
AUGAAGUAUUUCCUAGGUACCUCGACUCUGAACGGUAAGAUUGUUCAAGAAGAGUUCGAAGAGGAUGAAUUGCGAGAGAGAACAGAAAUCGUGGAGAAGUAUGAAAAGGUCAAUGAAGGGAGCACAAUAGCGAACGAAGAAGACGAGGCUGAAGUAUACAAGUUAAGCGAUCGAUUCGGUUUUCUACACGAAGAUGCAGAUUCGAUCCGUCUCGCCAACUCAGAAAAAGAAAAACGGUUGGAGCUGAAACGGGAGUCGAAAUGGUUAACAAUGCUGAAAAACUGGAACAAAUAUGAGCAUAGUAUAAAGUUCAGAAAACGAGUGUUCAAGGGAAUACCGGACAAGUUUCGUUCAGAGGUUUGGAAACGUCUGCUGAACAUCGACCACGUAAAGCAGAUCGACCUGGACAUAAAUCGCACCUAUCGAAACCAUAUCUUUUUCCGUCGCCGAUACGACAUGAUGCAACAAGCGCUGUUCCACGUGCUCACCGCGUAUGCGGUUUACAAUACAGAUCUGGGAUACUGCCAGGGAAUGAAUCACGUUGCUGCGUUGCUGCUUAUGUAUUUUGAAGAGGAGGACGCGUUUUGGGCACUGCACGCUCUCAUGACCGAUCAGACGCACUCCAUGUACGGCCUGUUCGCCCCCGGCUUUCCAAAGUUGUUCCGUUUGCAGAAGCAUCACGACACGAUCCUGAAGUCAUUGUUACCUAAACUACGACAGCACUUAGUAAGAAUCUGACU